UAAGGUAACAUAACCGAUAACUGCUGUCUGUUAUACGUAACGCGUUUUCAAAAUAUAAAUUUUAUUGUAGUUAGUAUUUUGCUGAAUUUAUUGUAAAACGUGAAAUUGAUAUCCAAUUUAAAUAAUUUUCUACGUAUAAUAUACUGGCACCAAUUUUAAGGAAAUACACAACAUGAGUUUAGUAACUAAAUUUCUCCCAAAAAAACUGGGAACGCACAACGGUCAAUUUCAUUGUGAUGAAGCAUUUGGUUCGUAUAUGUUGAGAUUACUGUAUCCAAAUUUGGAAAUAAUUCGUACACGAGACGAGAAUUUAUUGAAUGAAUGUGAUAUUGUCAUUGACGUCGGCGCUGUGUACGACCAUAGUAAACGUCGGUACGACCACCAUCAGAAAUCGUUCAACCAUUCUAUGAGCACAUUGGUUCCGAAUGCCAAAUGGACUACAAAACUGAGUAGUGCAGGGCUUGUCUAUUGCCAUUAUGGCCGUGAAGUAUUAGCCAAGGUAAUUAACAAGGACAUACAAGAGAAUGAUUUAAACACUAUUUAUUUAAAAGUAUAUGAAUCAUUUGUUCAAGAAAUUGAUGCUAUUGAUAACGGCGUUUCUAUAUGUGAUGGUAUGCCAAAAUACAAUAUAAAUACUAAUUUGAGUAGUCGAGUAGGCACAUUGAACAAACAAUGGAAUCAUGUUGGUGAAUUUGAUGAAAUGGCUGCGUUUGAAAAAGCAAUUAAAAUGAUUGGUGCUGAAUUCACCGAAACUGUACUUUAUACAUUUCAAAAUUGGUUGCCGGCCAGGACAAUAAUAGUUAAAUCGCUCGAGAAACGAUUCAAAACUCACCCAUCUGGGCGUGUAUUAGAAUUAAUUACUUUUUGUCCGUGGAAAGAACACUAUUUCAUACUGGAAGAAGAACUUGGUGAUGACCUUAAUCCUAAAAUUGAUUUUAUCAUUUUUAGCGAUUCUAACGGGAAUUGGAGAAUUCAAGCUAUGCCUCUAACACCUAAAUCCUUCGAAUUACGAAAACCUUUACCAAAGAGCUGGUGGGGAUUACGAGACAACGAACUUAGUCAAGUUUCCGGAGUGGAUGAUUGUAUAUUUUGCCAUGCUACUGGUUUCAUUGGUGGUAAUAAAUCUAAAAAUGGAAUAAUACAAAUGGCAGAAAAAGCAAUUGAAUGGCAAGAACUGGACAGUUGAUGUUAAAUAUUUAAAAUGUAAUAAAUAUUAGCUGUAUACUUACAAA
Molecule: messenger RNA, 1232 nt
Organism: Adelges cooleyi (spruce gall adelgid)
Lineage: Eukaryota; Metazoa; Arthropoda; Insecta; Hemiptera; Adelgidae
Product: MYG1 exonuclease
Exons: 1
Coding region: 173-1186 (337 amino acids)
Cellular component (GO): cytoplasm; nucleus
Source: RefSeq, a predicted model, not a curated record